CAGAAGAUGACAUUCAGUCAACUUCUGCUAACAUAUGACUCUUUUCUCUUUACCGGGUCCAUUGAAGAAGAUCCAUCAUGUUUUACCAGAACCUCAGUCCGGAUGUUGUAAGGAAAGGGAACGCGAUGGAGUAUUACAGCAAUGGAUUUUGCAGAGAAAGCAGUGAAGAAAGGACACUCAAGGUCACCUUGCUUGGAUAUAAGGUCAUGGAGGAAAAGACCAAGUUUACAGUCUACAAGAUCUUAGUGAAGCGUGCACCAGAAGAGAGCUGGCACAUUUUUAGACGAUACACAGACUUUUCUCGGCUACAUGACAAGCUGAAGGAGGCCUUUCCUUCGUUUAACUUUACCCUACCACCCAAGCGUUGGUUCAAGAACUUCAGCGCUGAAUUUCUAGAAGAGAGACAACUGGGCCUUCAAAACUUUCUCCAAAGCCUGAGUGCUCAUAAAGAAGUGAGAAUUAGUGAGGCAGUCAGAGAAUUCCUAUGUCUGGAUGACCCACCCACUGCUUUCGACGAUAUUAGAGAGAGAUGGGCCUUCUGUGAGACACCGGGAGGGACCAGCGGUUGCCUUCAAAGAGACUUAAUGGAUGAAGAGAGAGAGACUGAGUCCCUGAGAAAUGUCCUGCUGCACAAAGAACUUCAAAUUAGCCAGCCGGAGCGAACAAAGAAUGGCAUGUAUCGAACCCAAGAGAAGCUGAACAGAGAGCCCAGAGACGUUUUAACAGCACAGGAAUAUAAAGAAGUGGAGAGAGAUGCCCUCAGGAGACCAAAUAAAUGUUCUGAACUGGGGUUCAUAAGGACUCAUGGAGCGUGCUGGUGCGGAUCAGCAAAUGAAAGUCCAGAAAAGCACAGUUCCAAGAAACCCAUCAAAUAAAUAAUAAUAAUAAUAAUAAAAACUGCUAAUAGGGCACUUUCUUCAAAUCUUCUGUUUGUUCUUGGCCCAUAAUAAGAGCAGAAAAGCUGUUUUGUUUUGGAUGAAUCAAAAAUGAUUGAUUCCAGAAAAUGAUUUGGAGCACAAACACUUUUAAUAACUUAACUUAAAAGAUGAUGUUUGUGAGUACAUGUGUGAUUCUAUAAGGUUUGUUUCAUAGAGAUUUAAUAGGACAUCUGCGACAUCUGUGACUUUAGCAGCCAAAGAAGCAACUUCACCCGCUCUCUGAUACAAUCUUCUAUACAACUUUCUGUUCAUUACCCAGAUUUUUGACUUUGUUUUGGAUUACUCACAUUUGUGCUUUUGUGAUUUGGAUUGAGGAAUAAAUUGAUACA
This is a messenger RNA of Carassius auratus (goldfish), 1267 nucleotides long. RefSeq names its product sorting nexin-16. NCBI's taxonomy places the organism in Eukaryota, Metazoa, Chordata, Actinopteri, Cypriniformes, Cyprinidae. Gene Ontology annotation, molecular function: phosphatidylinositol binding. Gene Ontology annotation, cellular component: early endosome; late endosome. The transcript is spliced from 7 exons. Gene Ontology annotation, biological process: protein targeting to lysosome; early endosome to late endosome transport; endosome to lysosome transport. The record is from RefSeq and is a predicted model, not a curated record. Bases 78 to 875 code for a protein of 265 amino acids.